Molecule: messenger RNA, 1942 nt
Organism: Aricia agestis (brown argus)
Lineage: Eukaryota; Metazoa; Arthropoda; Insecta; Lepidoptera; Lycaenidae
Gene: crp
Product: transcription factor AP-4
Exons: 3
Coding region: 305-1351 (348 amino acids)
Biological process (GO): regulation of transcription by RNA polymerase II
Cellular component (GO): nucleus
Molecular function (GO): DNA-binding transcription factor activity, RNA polymerase II-specific; protein dimerization activity; RNA polymerase II cis-regulatory region sequence-specific DNA binding
Source: RefSeq, a predicted model, not a curated record
GAUAUGUCGUGUUUCUCGUGUUGCCCUUGACUCCAUCCAUAAAAUUAAUGUUUCUAUAAAGUUUUCUGUGUUUUAAAAGAUUAUUAAAUGUUAAAAGUGUGUCUUAAUUGGUAAAGGUGCUUACCAAAGUGUGUCAAGUGAUUUGUUCAGUGUUUUAAUGUAGAUUCGCUGUAGCGUCACCUGACUGGACUCAUUGUCAUUUCCCGCCAUUGUGGCUUUUACUACAUCUAAAUCUUGAUUUUCGGCUCUAAUUGAAGUGUUUAAAUGUAGAUUAACUUUCGUAAUAUUCAUUUGAGACUAAGUUAUGUCAUUGCACGGUAAUGAUGUGUGUUUACUAGAAAUAGAAGAAGACUACAACUUGUACGAAGAAGAGACAUCUGAUCACGCUAUUCCCAGGAGUGAAAGGAGUGAAAAGCAUUCUCUAACUGGAAGUAAAACAAUGGAAGCAGAAAAAAGGAUCCGUCGAGAAAUUGCUAAUAGCAAUGAGCGUAGACGUAUGCAGAGUAUAAACGCUGGAUUCCAAGCUCUUAGAACUUUGUUGCCCCGUCAUGAGGGAGAGAAGCUCAGCAAGGCUGCCAUAUUACAACAAACAGCAGAGUACAUUUAUUCACUGGAGCAGGAAAAGACUAGAUUGCUGUCACAGAACUGCCAGCUUAAGAGAUUGCUCAAUCAACAUGAAGGAGGUGAAAUACCUCUGAAGAAAAGAAAAAGUGAAAUCAUUGUACCCUCAAUAAUACCUGACUCAACAGAUGAUGCAAUUAGCAACUCCACUAUUACACCUGAGCCUGUUGCUGUUAUUAAAGUUUCCAGUGUGGUGCAGAAGAAGGAACCUGAAAAUAGUGAGUUCCGUGCUCAGUUAGAGAGAGAAAGACGACUCAGACGUGUUCUUGAGGAACGUCUUCAUACUCUCGAGUCGCAAGUAUAUCCGGAGGCAACACAGGAGGUCACUCAAGUGGUUCACUAUGAAGAAACAGAUGUAGCCGAGUGUAAGGUAGAGAGUGAGGAAGUUGAGGCCCCUCCUCCCCCGCCUCCUCCCCCGGCACCGGUUGAAGCCCCGGUCCCCCAGCCCGCUAAAGCUAAAGUGCCAUCUCCUUUGUUAGAAGCAGCUAUAAAAGCAGAGCCACGUGUGGAAGUGGAGGUCCUGCCUGAUCCCAAUCAUGAUGCCCCCUCGCGUCUAUAUUUGGCAAGCACAAGCCGGCAGAACUUAGAAACUAUAGUAGAAGCCAUUCGUCACCUGGAGGGAGAUCACCUUUUCAGAGAGGAAGCAGGAGAUGCACCACUCGCACUGACGAAGAAAUCUGAGCGCACGCCCCCACAGAGGCCCGGAGUGAUUGUGGUGAAGCACUCGUGAUUGCAUUAAACUAGUCUCGGACGUUUUGCUCGUUGUGUUUAUCGUCUGUACGAAGAAAACUCCUGACCUUUCUCGAAUAUAGUUUUAAAAUGUUUAGUUAUUUAAUUGUCUUUUCCAAAGUGACAAAUUAUAAGUCUUGUGUUUUGUUAAUUUUUACAUAUUAAAGAUAAGAGGAUGAAUGUAAUAUAAGUUAAAUGAGUUGUGGCAUAUGUUGAUUGGCGCUGUGCUUAGUUUAGUCUCAGAUAUAAUUAUUGUAGGGUAAGGUUACUCGGGUAUCUCAUGAGAUGGAUUGAGGAUUGACUGAUUUGUAUAAGAGAGUAUAUGCGAGGAAUCUGUAAAUUCACCGUGCUGGGUGCCAAUUGUAACUGACAUGUUAAUUUGAAAAUAAGUAAUCUAGUGGGAUCUAUUAAAUAUGACACAUACUUUUGGAAGUAACUAAAUAGUUACUUCCAAAAGUAUGUGUCAUAUUUGAAAAUCUUGUUUUAAAAAAAUUGUUCUGUUUAAACCUAAGUUUCUUGUUAAAUUUUACCAUUUUCAAAAGUUAUUGCUCAAUAUGAAAUUCAGAAGUAACUUACAUUUUAUAUUGUACGC